Messenger RNA from Gasterosteus aculeatus aculeatus (three-spined stickleback), 4618 nucleotides. It is a transcript of the gene paqr4a, whose product is annotated as progestin and adipoQ receptor family member IVa. Lineage: Eukaryota; Metazoa; Chordata; Actinopteri; Perciformes; Gasterosteidae. Gene Ontology annotation, cellular component: membrane. Gene Ontology annotation, molecular function: signaling receptor activity. The record is from RefSeq and is a predicted model, not a curated record.
GUAGACUGACACUUGUGUGAAGGCGAUGCAGGAGACUAACAGGCCGCCAGGGAAGUCUCUGCAUUUCAAGGAAUACAGGCGGCUACACAUAAUGGUGGGAAACCAUUGGAUAAAACAGAUGUUGAGGAAAGAGAAUACGAGCUUCACGGAGCGGACCGCGUGCGUUUGGGGCCGUGCGGCUCAAACAUCGGCUUUCUCCUCCCGAGCCGCAGGACAUCGGUAGCCGACCUGCCCGGCUCGCUGGCCCGCGGUCCUUCCCCCGAAUCCGCGCUCAAGAAUCCCGGUUUUUCGUCUGUAAAAAAAAAAAAAAAUCACCGUACAACGUCUGUUUUAAAAAAAAAUGAUUUCACUCAAAGUAAAUAGCGUGACCCGCUAGCCGUCUGCGGCUCGCUCCCGGUUAGCAUCCUCCGGAGUCGGAUGGGCGCGCGCCGGCGGCGGCUCGCUCGCAGCAUCUUCGCCCCGGGGAGGGAGGAGGAGGAGGAGGAGAAGGAGGAGGAGGGGGAGGAGAAGGAGGAGGGGGACUCGUUCCAGCUCCGCCGGGGUAGAGGAAGUUUGCCUCCUGACAUGACGUGGGACCUUUUGCAUCUCGACCUGCCCCUCCGGGCCGUGGCGGCACCGGACGCGGACACCUUUCUGCCCUCCGACGCCCGGCUGUGAAUGACCCGCCGCGCGCUCCCGACAUGUUCGUGGCCGGCCGUGUCUGCCUCCAGCCUCCCCGGUGACACCCGCGCAGGAACCGGCGGCAGAAAGCGAACCGCGGCGAGCGAACAGCCCCCAUAUAGUCCCCGUCCUCCCCCCACUAAACAACACCAAUGGUGUCCCACAAGCUGGUAGCGGCGGUGGUCUUGUUGAACGUGUACGUGGGCGCGCAGUCCGUCUACUACUUUUUCGGCGGCGUGCUUCUGACGUUCCUGCUCGCCAUGGCGUUUCUGAACGGACCCCGGCUUCUGGACCUGACGAGUUCACCUCCGCAUCUUCAGUUUAACAAGUACGUCCUGACGGGGUACCGGCCGAUCUCCUCCGUGCACGACUGCAUCAGGAGCCUGUUCUACCUGCACAACGAACUGGGGAACAUUUACACGCACGGCAUCCCUCUGGUCUGCUUCCUGGUGCUGCUGCCGCUCAACAUCCCCUGGUCUCAGAUCAGCGUCACGUGGCUGGGCGUGGUGCACUUCCUGGCUUGCCUGUCGCCCCAGCUGGGCUCCGUGCUCUACCACCUCUUCAUGAACCACGAGGGAGGGGAGCCCGUCUACCACACCCUCCUCAAGCUGGACGUGUGUGGCAUCUGCAUGAUCAACACGUUGGGGGCGCUGCCCAUCGUCUACAGCACGCUGCUGUGCUACCCGUUCAUCCGCACCGCGGCCCUCCUCGUCUACAUCCUGCUGUCCAGCCACGCCAUAUGGUGCGCCGUCACGGCCCGGAGCAGCGUCCGCCGGCUGCGGUCCUUCGCCUGGCAGGCGCUGUUCCGCUUCUCCUUCUUCCUGCUGCGCUGGGUGGGCGUGGGCGGCGGCAGCCCCACCUCGCUGCGCCACUUCCUGACCAUGGAUGCGCUGGCCGUGCUGGGCGGGGUCAUCAACAUCACGCGCAUCCCCGAGCGCUUCCGCCCGGGCCUCUUCGACUACUGGUGCAACAGCCACCAGAUCAUGCACGUGCUGGUGGUAAUCUCCAUCCUGUACCUGCACUGGGGCGUGCUGGACGACCUGCUGUGGAUCGACAGCUACAACUGUCCCUCAGACUGAGCCCCCCCUCCCCCUCUGCAGCGUAGGGGGGGGCGCAUCUGCAGAGGGAAAUGGGAAAACUGGUGGAACGAUGUGUUGUUCACCUCGUGCGCUCAAACUCCGAAUGUUCACGCCUGCGUCUCCAUCUCGGUACUUUUGUACGACAGGUAACGCGCAAAAGCAUUUCGACCCCGCGAACAUGAACACUUCAAAAAGUCUGUGGUAAAAGGGUCUCAAGCCUUUACUCGGCAGUGGAACUCUUGCUUGAGCAUCGCCCCGUGUGGUUGGUGAGGACGGUCUGUGGCCGGCAGAUAAUCACAUGCCACGUGUGCAUGUACCUAUGCAGCGCAUCCACAUCUCAACUCACACGCCUGUGUUUUCAUGCCACGUGUUCUGUGCGAGUUGCCCCUGAGUUCUGUCCGCGCGUUCCGCUGGGUUUCUGCCACUGCCUCUUUCUUUAUGAGGCUGAUAAAUCCUUUUCAGAUGAGGAGGAAAUGAAGCCGUGUCAGUGGGGGAGGGAGGGAAGGAGGGGGUCGUUUCUGAGCUUGAUAGCAGCUUUGGGUUAACUUGCCUCUUCUGGCCUCCUCCGCACCUUAACUAUCAGUUGUCGCCUGAGCUCAGUGCCAGCGGAAUCAGGUUGUAUAACUUUUAAAAACCUUUUUAGCGCCGCCCGCGACUGAACACGCCUGAACAGGCACUUUGAGUUCCACACUGAAAUGCUGCCACGUUUUCGCUAAAGCGUGAGGCACUGAAGGUUUAGGGGGGGGGUGGCCAACCUUUAAGACUCCUUAAAUGUAAUUGUACAAACAAUUGGACCGUGUACAGACAAAAAACACACCCGCGUAAAGUCACAACGUGCACAAAACACUGUACUAAGAUAUGUCCUAUUUAUUGUGUUGUAUUUAUUUGCUGAUACAGGUAACAUUAUGUUUCUGUCUGCUGCUUAAACGGUUUACGUUGUUGCUGUGCAGGAUCACAGGCUGACGGAUCAAGUUAGAGGUCACAGAAAAUCCCAAGGAUUAGCUCCUCAUAUUCUCCCCAUUCUUUUUUUUCUCCCCCCCAGCCAUUUUUGCCAGUAAUAUGAUAGAAAGGGUCUGUCUCUAUGCCUGAUGCCUGAUAACAUGAGACAUUAGAAACCUGUUAUUUAUAUGUCCAUCUGUUCAAUGAACAUGGUUUUGUUAUAUUUGCCUGUCUAUUUGCACGUUGACUCUAGAUGUUGAUGCUUUAUAAACGUCAGUCAUUACUGCCACAGAUUAUAAUUAUUAUUAUUUAUGCUUAUUUAUUUAAAUGCAAUGCUUUUGCUCUGUGGCCGGAUUUGUGGUUUGAAAGUAGUACUUUUUUUCACCGGAGUAAAGUUUAGACACUUUGUGUUUUCUUAAAGCAGAGUUGUACUUUCCUACCAAACAGAAAUGAACCCUCGACUUUCACCAGUUUCUACGUGAAUGUACACGAUUUUAAAUACGUUGCUUCGUGCUCGGGGCGAGCGGUUGAAGUGAGACUCGUUCCUAAUGACGUUUGCCCGCCGACUAGUCGCCGAUCCCUCCAGACACACCAAAGGUUUUGCCAAAUCAGCAGCGUCUGAGGUGCAGCACACCUCAUGCUUCCUACAUGACUCACACUCCCCACCUCUCUUUUCCUCCACACUGAGUCACAUACUACCAGUCUCACUACGACGGUCGCAAUGCAACGUAUGAUUGGACCUUGAACGAGUCUGAUGCAAAUUCAUGGAAGCAGGCAUAAAGCGGAUACGGUUUUAGCUAAUCGCUUGUUCAUCUCUGUCGUUCACGGACCCCGUCAGCCACUGCUGACGUGGGAGUAGUGGUGAGGGGUGGGAGGGGGGAUUUGCUGGGGUUGCGGGUGACUGAGCGCAUCAGAACACAGAGACAUCACUAUCAAAUAAACUGCACUGCUCAUCGUUCUCAAAAGGGCUCUGGAUUCAAGUAAAUUACAACUCUGAAACGUAUUUAAAGUCCAUAUAAAUAAUGUAAAUACAUGUAGAUCAUAUACACACACAGUGCAAACCAUAUAGCCAGGUUCAUUUUUUGAUACGUACACUACAUGUUAAGGGAAUAGAAUAUAGCAUAAGGAAAAAAGGGACUAUGGUUCGCUACGUAGAAGCUGCCGAGUGAGAAGCCGAUGUUAAUAUCGAGGAUGUUUGCUCACCUGUGUCUGAGGAUAAAAAAAGAAAUACUGAAAUUGGUUUCAGUGGCAAUGUAAAGUUGUUCGACCCUCCGUGACCCUAACUAAAGAAUGCGCUUGAUCAUUUCAAUGUAACCACAUACACUUCUCACUAACGAAAGUAGGUUGAUUUUUGAAUCUUAAACAGGUGGCGGAUACCCUGUUUAUAAAGGACUAUCUGUAUUGUUAUAUACUGAUUAUUAUGAUUACCGUUCCUCUGUGGAUCUUAACCAUGACACAGGUCGAUGUGUACAGAUAUGGAGACAAGCCCUUUCCUCUGACACCAAAGGAGCUUUGUGGAGGGUCUGUCUGUUUUCACGUCUGCAACCACACGGCGCCGUCAGUGUGUCUCCAUCUAGUGGAAGCUGACGUGCAGCGAUGCGUCGCCCAAGCAUCACACGAGACGAACUCCUGACUCCGCAGUCUCUCUCCCCGGGUCGUUCAUUCAUACCCUCCCUUCCCCACAAAAAAAAAAAAAACAUUCUCAAGCGGGAACCAUCUCAUGCAUGAAAUCUGCAUGUGGUCAGAUCUGCUUUCUCCCGACGGGGGAGCGGACUGCGUCCCCCAGAGAGUGCCUCAUCAGCCAGCCAGUGCUUGCAAAAUGAAUGUGAAGACGCACACUUUGUUCCUGUGGUGCGGUUCACACAUCUGUCCUGUGUAGCAGACAGGCUCCUCGGUCUCCAGCAACGUCUGUGCAAUAAACUGAAGUCUAUAUUUCUAAA